AUGAUGAAAUUCUCAAAGAACGAAGCGGUUUUGAAAUGGACGUGGUCAGUUUGGCGGGAAAAAAUGAAACCGAUGAAGACGCCAUAUCUGUCUAUGGUGAUGGUUGAAAAUAAUGCGGCUAGACGGAAUGGUUAUAAAGACAUGGGUGCGUCGUGGCGAGAUGAAACUGAGAUGCCGGCUUUGCGGAAACUGUGUUACCAGCUAUACGAAAGCAUUUUGCCACUGUAUAAAUUGAUACAUGGUGUUGUCAGAUAUCAAUUAAGAAAAAUAUAUGGAGACGUUGUUCCUGAGAAAGGACCUAUGCCUGCUCACUUAUUAGGGGAUCUGUGGUCUCAAAACUGGGAGCCAAUGGCAGAUUUGAUUUUGGACCACAAUAUUAAUUUGGACGAACGUAUCAAAAAUUUAAAUUGGACAGUCGGACACAUGGUAAAACGUGCUGAAGAUUUUUACACAUCUCUUGGUCUGCCCGCUAUGUCGGAUACUUUUUGGCGGGAAUCGGUGUUUGCGCGGGGCAACACUUCUACGCGUUGCCAUGGUACCGCAGCUGACAUGUUUAAAACAGAUGAUUACAGAUUAUUAUACUGCUCAGACACGAAAUUUGAUGACUUAUAUGUAUUACAUCAUGAAAUGGGACACAUACAAUAUUAUAUGGCGUACAGUAACCAGCCUGGAUUAUUUAGACAAGCCAACACUGCUCUACAUGAAGCAAUAGGUGAUGCAAUAAUGAUUGGUGUUACCAUCCCACAACAUUUAAAUAGACUCGGGCUUUUAACAGAUAAUGAAUUGUUUAAUAUGACAUCUGGUAAAUUGGCAUUGAAUUUGAAAAAUGAUAAAACUGACAAGGUCUAUACUCACAAAGAAAAAGAUGGCGGCCCCGACUAUUUUAAUCGUGUGAAAGAUAACUUAGAAACUGGUGUUGUUGAGAGAGAAAGAAAAAUAUUAUUUCCUCUACAUAACUCAAAUUAUAUAUUGAAAAAUACAAAAUUAAACUUGCACCUUAACGAUUUACAAGAAAGAAUCAAAAUAUCUAAAGGAAAACAGAUACAUAAGAAAAAUGACGAUGUAACUACAGACGAUAUUGUCAUGCUUAAACAGGCUUUAAAUAAAAUACCACAGAUACCAUUUGCACUUGUGUUAGAUGAAUAUAGAUGGAGGUUAUUUGAGGGUAGUUUAGAUAAAAUGCAACUUAAUGAGGAAUUCUGGAGAAUAAGCCAGGAAUUGCAGGGAAUCUCACCAGUGGAUAAAAGGGGUGAAGAGUAUUUUGAUGUUGGUGCUAAGUAUCAUGUAGCUGAUAAUAUUCCAUACACUAGAUAUUUCCUAACCAGUUUUCUACAAUACCAGUUGUUUGAGAAGUUAUGUAAGUCGGCUGUCUUCGGUCAUCGAAAUAUAGAUGAAUCUCUUCCUUAUUCAAUCCCUCUACAUCGAUGUGAUAUCUAUGGUUCCAAAGCCGCUGGAAAGAUAUUGAUAGAUAUUAUGUCGCGUGGAAGCUCCGAAAAUUGGGAAGACAUACUCCAAGAAGCAGUUGGUGUACGUGAAAUAUCAUCAGCGGCGAUCAAAAACUAUUUCUAUCCUCUAUCAAAUAGACUGAAACAAAUAGUGGAAAAGUAUAAUAUUCCUAUAGGAUGGGACUAG
This is a messenger RNA of Leptosia nina, 1632 nucleotides long. NCBI's taxonomy places the organism in Eukaryota, Metazoa, Arthropoda, Insecta, Lepidoptera, Pieridae. The record is from the annotation of a GenBank genome assembly.